This is a messenger RNA of Knipowitschia caucasica, 2766 nucleotides long. The record is from the annotation of a GenBank genome assembly. NCBI's taxonomy places the organism in Eukaryota, Metazoa, Chordata, Actinopteri, Gobiiformes, Gobiidae.
AUGUGUGAGAGCUAUGCCCGCUCGCUGCUGCGUGUUUCGGUGGCGCAGAUCUGCCAGGCUCUGGGCUGGGAUGCAGUUCAACUUACUGCAUGCGAUCUGCUGUCAGAUGUGCUGCACAGAUACAUCCAACAGUUAGCCAAAGUCUGUCACCGCUACUCUGAACUCUAUGGCAGGACUGACCCAAUGUUGGAUGAUCUAGGUCAGGCAUUCAGACUUAUGGGGGUCAGUCUUGGUGAACUGGAGGACUAUGUCAACAACAUGGAAGCUGUGGGCUUCACCCAUCAAAUUCCGCUCUUCCCUGUCAGUAAAAAUAAUGUGCUGCAGUUUCCCCAGCCAGGAGUUCGAGAUGCAGAGGAACGAAAGGAAUACAUUCCAGAUUACUUGCCACCCCUGGUCUCCCUACAAGAAGAUGAAGAGGAAGAAGAAGCUUUACCUGACAUGGGCACCUCGGCCGAGGCAAUGCAGGUAGCACUGGAGGAGGAUGAGGAGGAAAUGGAGGAGGACGAGGCCAUUAAUGACGAGAACCAUCCACUCAAGCGACACUUGGACAGUCCUGAUGAAGCUUUGGGAAUGAUGCCUACUUCAAAGAGACCACGUGUUCACCCUGGUCUCAGCCCUGAGUGGGGUGAACCCAGGGAGCCUUUGACAUCUCUGAACCCACAGCGUGUCCCACCAGGAAUACUGCCUUCUCAUGACAGUAUCGAACCCCUAUCCCCCGAAACGCCUUCAGGAGUUUUGCCCUCAUUUAGACCCUUGGUUCCAUUGGUGCCAAAGCCUGAUUCUAAGGCCCUCACCACGCCAGGAAGAAAGAAUAAGGCAUCAUCACCAGGUAGACAACGGACUAAAUCGCCCAAAGGCCUAACUCCUGUUUCUGCAGGCGGCAGUCCAAUACGUUCUCCAAAACUGUUUAAAGAGAGAAAAAAAUCCCCAGGUCGAACUAAAAGUCCCAAGAGUCCAAAGCUUGGUUCUGCAAAGGCCUCAGUACCACAGAGCAAGAUGGACAUAGUGCAGAAACUGCCUUUGUCAGCGCUAAGUGAAAGGAUGGGCAAAGAAAAUAUUCAAAUGCGACAAAAUAUAGAUGAGCUGGCAGAAGGAUCCUUUUUAAAGCUAGAACCUGAUAAUACUGCAAUCGAUGCCUCUAUUGAUGCAGUAAUAGCUCGUGCUUGUGCUGAGCGGGAGCCGGAUCCAUUUGCUUUUUCAUCUGGUUCUGAUUCUGAUAGCAACGGUUUUUCCAGCCCAAGGAGGCUGACCAUCAUGGAGCCCUCUACACCUAAACACUUGAUAGGAAUGGGUCAUGGACUAAAGGAUACAUCAACCCCCCUGCAUUUGCCUCCCCAUCCAAUUGGGGCAAACCUGAGUCUGGAUGCUUCUAUCGAUGAGGUGCUCAGAAAGGUAAACCAGGGAGGACCCUCUGUUCCACUUGUUAAACUUGAAGAUUAUGGAUCAUCUGGAUCUGCGUCUCCGCCAACACCUGAACCACUAAUGAAGUCAUUUGAGGACAAGAGUAAAGGUGUUUCUGCUGUGGAUGUCAAGAAGAAGCUGAAGAAGGAGCUCAAAACUAAAUUUAAGAAAAAGGAUAAACCAAAAGAUAAAGACAAAGAAAAGGACAAGAGCAAGCUGAAGGAAAAGAACAAGGACAAAAAUAAAGACAAGAGCAAAGACUUUUCCAAAGAUGGCAAACUGCUGUGGAAGGAGUUUGGUUUGAAGGACGAGGAGGACUUUGGUUUGCAUGAGUUACCUGAAGCUUCAAUCAAAAUAAAGUCCAGAGAUGGCGAUGGCUCGAAAAAGGAAAAGCACAAGGACAAGAAAAAAGACAAGGAGAAAAGUAAGAAGGAUAAAGAUAAAAAGGAGAAGAACAAAGAUCGGAGUAAGGAUGACAGACAAAAACAGUCCGGCUUGUCACCCUUUAGUCUGAGCGAUGUCCCGCCACUGUUUAGUCCUGCCACCUGUAUCCGGAUUCCCUCAAUGCUCCCCUCUCUGCCCCUGCUUCUGCAAGAAAAGGAGGUAAAGAGCAAGGACAAGAAAAAGGAAAAGAAGGAGAAAAAGAAAAAGAAAGACAAGGAUAAGGAACGGGAAAAGGCCAAAGAGAAGGAGCGGGAAAAAGAGGAGAAGAGGAAGGAGAAGGAGCGUGAGAAGGAGAAACGGGAGAAGGAAAAGGAGAGGAUACGACUGGAGAAGAUUAAGGCUGAAGCUCCUGUCCUUCCAUCUCCUGUCAUUCCGUCUCCUGUCAUUCCCCGGUUGACCCUGAGAGUAGGAGCUGGCCAGGACAAAAUUGUCAUCAGUAAGGUGGUUCCUAAUUCAGAGCCCAAAACUCCUGCACCCAAAACUCCUGUUGCCAGGUCUGGACCAGGCAACCGUCCCAGGUCUCCUCCCCUGCCUCCUAUUCUGCCCCCGAUCAUCCCUGUCCUGCUUCCUCCUGCCUCACCGCUGCCCCCUGCCCCUGUGCCUCCCUCACUCCUCCUACCCUUGCCUAUGCUUUCGCCAGCAGCUUCCCACAAGACGCCAGUCCGCAGUGUCGUUACAGAGACGGUCAGCACUUAUGUGAUUCGAGAUGAAUGGGGAAACCAAAUCUGGAUUUGUCCUGGCUGUAACAAACCAGACGAUGGAAGUCCAAUGAUUGGCUGUGAUGACUGCGAUGAUUGGUACCAUUGGCUUUGUGUUGGGCUCAUGGCAGCUCCACCAGAGGACCAGCCAUGGUUUUGUAUAAAGUGUUCUGGAAAAAAGAAAGACAAAAAGCAUAAGAAGAGGAAACACAAACCACACUGA